Molecule: messenger RNA, 618 nt
Organism: Rasamsonia emersonii CBS 393.64
Lineage: Eukaryota; Fungi; Ascomycota; Eurotiomycetes; Eurotiales; Trichocomaceae
Exons: 2
Coding region: 1-618 (205 amino acids)
Cellular component (GO): mitochondrion
Source: RefSeq, a predicted model, not a curated record
AUGGCCUCGACCUCAAGGUCUUUGUCACGAUUGUUCACCAGGGUGCCGCUGUCAUCCUCAUUCCGAUCCUCCUCUCGCCGCGUCUUCUCGACAGCUCCUCCACCGCCGCCAAACGGAGCGCAAUCUUCCGCUGACGCUCGUUCCCGCCUUCAACAACUGAACGCGCGCCUCCCAGCAUUCCUGCGACGGUAUACCACCCCCCUCCUGGGCGCCCCUGUCACCCACAUCACGUCCUUCCUCAUCUUGCACGAAAUCACGGCGGUGGUUCCCCUCUUCGCCCUCGUGGCCGGGUUCCAUUAUGGCGGGUGGAUGCCAGACCUGACUGGUGACGGGGGAGCGUUCGACGACGGCGUGAAGCGAUUCGGGCGCUGGUUGAAGAAGAAAGGAUGGGUGGAGGGCGACGAUGUCGAGGCCGCUGCCACCGCCGCAGCUACGAGUGCUGAUGGUCAUGGAAGGCAGGAGCUGGCAGCGUCAACAGAGAAGCACAAGGGCGUACGGUUGGUGCUCGAGUUUGCAACGGCAUAUGCCAUCACCAAGGCACUGUUGCCGAUACGCAUCACUGCCAGCGUGUGGGCGACACCCUGGCAGAGGGGUGCGACGCGUCUUCAGAAGCAAUAA